AGUGUAGUAAUAUAUUUUAUAAUGGUCAUAAUUUGAACUUUCAGGCUAAUGUACUAUAAAUAUUUGUAUUAUGCAUUACUACCAUCUGAAAUGUACCAAAACACGUUUAGAAAGAACAAUUAUGGACAAAAAAGCAACAAGCAUUAUAUUUUGUUUGACAUAUUUCAUGUUAACAGAAAUGUUUCAUUGAUUUUUCUGUAACUUUUAAUGCAUCCCAUUUGUGGAGUAAUGAAAAUGUAAUGAUAAUUGCCACAAUGUAAGCAAAAAUUGUAUCCUACCUGAAAAUUACUUUUCAGAAAAUUCCUGGUAGUGUACUCAGAAUUUGAGACUUAAGAGGGCAGAGAUUUCCCCGAUUGUGGUGUUUUGAUUUGGGCUAAGAGGAACUCUUUUUUUUUUUUUUUUUUUUUUUUUCCACUUAGGUGCCCUUUAACAUGACAAGUUUUGAAUGAGUUAGGUAGCAGAAGUUUUUCGUGACAAUUAUUGUAGCUACUAACCUAUAGCAUCUAUCCUUCUAACGUUCAAAGAAAAUAUAUUUUUCUGUCACUGUGUGUGGCAAACUUUAUUUUCUUGUGCCCUUAAUUUUGGCCCCGUCUCUCACAUUAUCUCCUGAUGUUUACUGACCUUUACAUCAGUUUUGUUUAGGCCAUCUUUCUUGUUAAUCUUCCACUAUUAAUAGUAUUGUAUUAUGUUGCUCUGCUGGGCUUUAAAAAUAUUGAGUAUUCCAUUUUUGGUGUAUAUCACUGUAUAAAAUGUCCUAUAAAUUAUUUUCUUGUAUAUUAUUUUGUAAGUUUUUGCAGUGAAUACAUGCUGCCUUGCUUGUAUUCUUUCCUUUUUCCCACUGAUGGAAUACAAGUUAUGUAAACUCUCUUUAUUAUCCUAACUAGUGCAGCAACACAAACGCUUUUGAAAUAAGAAAGCAUACUCAUGCAAGAGUAAAGUAAUCUUUUAUGGCAUUUACAUCAUGUUUGACUCUCCUCUGCACUUCGGCAAACUAGGAGGAGGUUGUAACUUGGACUCUAUAAAACCUUAUCUGCCAGGUGAUAUGUAAACAGGAUUGUAUGCACACACAUUGUCAUACAGGCAAACACUCUCCCAACUGGUGAGCUCAUAAAAAGCACUGUCUGCGAAUUUAUGGUACCUGCACCUCGUUUGAGAAUCAAGUAUUUUGAUGCUUAAUUUGAGAUGAAAUCAUGAUCCUCCCUCCCUGCUUCCUCAUCCUUAAAGAAGUACUAAGAUUAAAUAGAAUUUUGUAAACUUCUACUUAACUUGGCCAUUAUUUAUAUUUGUAACUCAACAGGCUUCUUGGUGGAGGGACUGAGCCUUCUAAAGAUUUUAAAGACAUUAUAGUGUAGAACAGCUUACCUUCCUUCUCUGUACACACAGAUGAUACGUGGGGAAACCAAGGACUACAAGAAUUACUUCUUUUGCAUAUCAGUCCCCGGCAUGCAAUCAAUGCUUAAAUAAAUGCUUGGUGAAUGGAUUAGUUAGAAGUAAGAAUAUUUUGGCUACUGUUCAUUACUUUGAAAAGUGCUGGAAAGAAGUGGAAGUUAUUUUCCUUUCCAGCUGGGCUGUGCUCUUAAAAAUAGUGAGUGUGUAUGGAUGAAAAUAAUCAUGACUACCGAGAUGUGUUGCCAUGUACCCAAGGAUAAUUGGCUCACUUACCUGUUUACGGAUUAUUCACAUUGGAGAUCAUAUUCAUAGCUCCAGAAUAGUUUCUUUCUGACAUCCAAUAUAAACCUGGGCCUCCUCCUUCCUACUGUUACCUGGCGUGAGCUUAGGAAACCCAAACUAAAUUUAAAAUCAGCCUAAGCAAAUGUGCAGAUCAGCUCCAGUAAUCAAAGACUGAAAAUCAGUCCAGCAUUCACUAGUUCAGGGAUGAUUUCAUAGUAACCCUGCUACUGAUUUUUUUUGAAUUUUUUUUUCUGUUUAAUGUGGAUAAUUGGGAAUUACCGGUAUUUAAGAAUACAAUUUUAAUGGAUAGGGCUAAAAAAUACAUUAGCCGAUGAAGUCCUCAACUUCUUCCAUUUCUGUGCAUAGGUUUUACCUCACAAAAACUACUACAAGCACCAAGCUCCCUGAUGGAAAGGAGCAUCGUGCAUCCAGUCACCAGGGUGGUCCAUUCAAGCUGCAGAUUUGUUUGUCAUCCUUGUACAACAAUCUCCUCCUCCACUGCCACUACAGGGAAGUGCAUCACAUGUCAGCAUACUGGAGCAUAGUGAAAGAGUCUAUUUUGAAGCUUCAAACGUAGUGCUGCUGCAGACCAGGAACAAGAGAGAAAGAGUGGAUUUCAGCCUGCGCGGAUGGUCUUGAAACACAAAUGGUUUUUGGUCUAGGCAUUUUACAUUGAGAUUCUCCACUGCCACCCUUUCUACUCAAGCAAAAUCUUCGUGAAAAGAUCUGCUGCAAGGAACUGAUCGCUUAUGGUUCUCCAUUGUGAUGAAAGCACAUGGUACAGUUUUCCAAAGAAAUUAGACCAUUUUCUAAGUGAAAAAGAAAUCGACGUGCAGUUUUCAUAGGGUAUUUCUCACUUCUCUGUGAAAGGAAGAAAGAAAGCACCUGAGCCCAAGAGCCCUCAGGAGCCCUCCAGCACCUGUGGGAAGUCUCCAUGGUGAAAUAUAGGCUGAGGCUACCUGUGAACAGUACGCAGUGAAUGUUCAUCCAGAGCUGCUGUUGGCGGAUUGUACCCACGGGGAGAUGAUUCCUCAUGAAGAGCCUGGAUCCCCUACAGAAAUCAAAUGUGACUUUCCGUUUAUCAGACUAAAAUCAGAGCCAGCCAGACAGUGAAACAGUCACCGUGGAGGGGGGACGGCGAAAAAUGAAAUCCAACCAAGAGCGGAGCAACGAAUGCCUGCCUCCCAAGAAGCGCGAGAUCCCCGCCACCAGCCGGUCCUCCGAGGAGAAGGCUCCUGCCCUGCCCAGUGACAACCACCGGGUGGAGGGCACAGCAUGGCUCCCGGGCAACCCUGGUGGCCGGGGCCACGGGGGCGGGAGGCAUGGGCCGGCAGGGACCUCGGUGGAGCUUGGUUUACAACAGGGAAUAGGUUUACACAAAGCAUUGUCCACAGGGCUGGACUACUCCCCGCCCAGCGCUCCCAGGUCUGUCCCCGUGGCCACCACGCUGCCCGCCGCGUACGCCACCCCGCAGCCAGGGACCCCGGUGUCCCCCGUGCAGUACGCUCACCUGCCGCACACCUUCCAGUUCAUUGGGUCCUCCCAAUACAGCGGGACCUAUGCCAGCUUCAUCCCAUCACAGCUGAUCCCCCCAACCGCCAACCCCGUCACCAGUGCGGUGGCCUCGGCUGCAGGGGCCACCACUCCAUCCCAGCGCUCCCAGCUGGAGGCCUAUUCCACUCUGCUGGCCAACAUGGGCAGUCUGAGCCAGACGCCGGGACACAAGGCUGAGCAGCAGCAGCAGCAGCAGCAGCAACAGCAGCAGCAGCAGCAGCACCUCAGCAGGGCUCCGGGGCUCAUCACCCCGGGGUCCCCCCCACCCGCCCAGCAGAACCAGUACGUCCACAUUUCCAGUUCUCCGCAGAACACCGGCCGCGCCGCCUCUCCUCCGGCCAUCCCCGUCCACCUCCACCCCCACCAGACGAUGAUCCCACACACGCUCACCCUGGGGCCCCCCUCCCAGGUCGUCAUGCAAUACGCCGACUCCGGCAGCCACUUUGUCCCUCGGGAGGCCACCAAGAAAGCCGAGAGCAGCCGGCUGCAGCAGGCCAUCCAGGCCAAGGAGGUCCUGAACGGUGAGAUGGAGAAGAGCCGGCGGUACGGGGCCCCGUCCUCGGCCGACCUGGGCCUGGGCAAGGCAGGCGGCAAGUCGGUUCCUCACCCGUACGAGUCCAGGCACGUGGUGGUCCACCCGAGCCCCUCAGACUACAGCAGUCGUGAUCCUUCGGGGGUCCGGGCCUCUGUGAUGGUCCUGCCCAACAGCAACACGCCCGCAGCUGACCUGGAGGUGCAACAGGCCACUCAUCGUGAGGCCUCCCCCUCCACCCUCAACGACAAAAGUGGCCUGCAUUUAGGGAAGCCUGGCCACCGGUCCUACGCGCUCUCACCCCACACGGUCAUUCAGACCACACACAGUGCUUCAGAGCCACUCCCGGUGGGACUGUCAGCCACAGCCUUCUACGCAGGGACUCAACCCCCUGUCAUCGGCUACCUGAGCGGCCAGCAGCAAGCAAUCACCUACGCCGGCAGCCUGCCCCAGCACCUGGUGAUCCCCGGCACACAGCCCCUGCUCAUCCCGGUCGGCAGCACUGACAUGGAAGCGUCGGGGGCAGCCCCGGCCAUAGUCACGUCAUCCCCCCAGUUUGCUGCAGUGCCUCACACGUUCGUCACCACCGCCCUUCCCAAGAGCGAGAACUUCAACCCCGAGGCCCUGGUCACCCAGGCCGCCUACCCAGCCAUGGUGCAGGCCCAGAUCCACCUGCCUGUGGUGCAGUCCGUGGCCUCCCCGGCGGCGGCUCCCCCUACGCUGCCUCCCUACUUCAUGAAAGGCUCCAUCAUCCAGUUGGCCAACGGAGAGCUAAAGAAGGUGGAAGACUUAAAAACAGAAGAUUUCAUCCAGAGUGCAGAGAUAAGCAAUGACCUGAAGAUUGACUCCAGCACCGUAGAGAGGAUUGAAGACAGCCAUAGCCCGGGCGUGGCCGUGAUACAGUUCGCCGUCGGGGAGCACCGAGCCCAGGUCAGCGUUGAAGUUUUGGUAGAGUAUCCUUUUUUUGUGUUUGGACAGGGCUGGUCAUCCUGCUGUCCGGAGAGAACCAGCCAGCUCUUUGAUUUGCCGUGUUCCAAACUCUCAGUUGGGGAUGUCUGCAUCUCGCUUACCCUCAAAAACCUGAAGAAUGGCUCUGUUAAAAAGGGCCAGCCGGUGGAUCCCGCCAGCGUCCUGCUGAAGCACUCAAAGGCCGACGGCCUGGCGGGCAGCAGACACAGGUAUGCUGAGCAGGAAAACGGAAUCAACCAGGGGAGUGCCCAGAUGCUCUCUGAGAAUGGCGAACUGAAGUUUCCAGAGAAAAUGGGAUUGCCUGCAGCGCCCUUCCUCACCAAAAUAGAACCCAGCAAGCCUGCGGCAACGAGGAAGAGGAGGUGGUCGGCGCCGGAGAGCCGCAAACUGGAGAAGUCAGAAGACGAACCACCUUUGACUCUUCCUAAGCCUUCUCUAAUUCCUCAGGAGGUUAAGAUUUGCAUUGAAGGCCGGUCUAAUGUAGGCAAGUAGAGGCAGCGUGGGGGAAAGGAAACGUGGCUCUCCCUUAUCAUUUGUAUCCAGAUUACUGUACUGUAGGCUAAAAUAACACAGUAUUUACAUGUUA
Nomascus leucogenys (northern white-cheeked gibbon) is the source of this 5312-nucleotide messenger RNA. It is a transcript of the gene ATXN1, whose product is annotated as ataxin 1. Gene Ontology annotation, biological process: nervous system development; negative regulation of transcription by RNA polymerase II. The record is from RefSeq and is a predicted model, not a curated record. Bases 2816 to 5218 code for a protein of 800 amino acids. Gene Ontology annotation, cellular component: nucleus. Gene Ontology annotation, molecular function: RNA binding; protein binding. Lineage: Eukaryota; Metazoa; Chordata; Mammalia; Primates; Hylobatidae. The transcript has 8 exons.